CCUAUCUAACGUCCUCAACAUCAAAAUUUAAGAAUUUAGUUUGUCUGUUAAUAACGAAGAGAAGGAAACUAAGCCACCGAUAUCAGACUUCGUUGACUUUACGCUGAGAUUCUAACCAGCAUCUUUGAAGUUCUUACGUGGUUAAUCGUGUCAUGUCUCAAUUCCAUCCAACAUGUAAGACAUACAUCGAUGCACUUGGCACAAAAGCCUUUCCGCGGGUGGCUGACAGUUGCGUUUUUCCGAGAAUUUCUGGCACGGCCAGCUUCUCAAGAUUCUGGGUUUUCGAGAUCACUCUAAGACCACAAAUCACGAAUAAUCAUUCUUGCAAGAAAAACACUUAUAAAAAAUGAAAGGAACUUUUUUCAUGGCUACCUUUAUGUUCUUGCUAUCUUUUGUAACAUGAUACAAGCUAUCGCAAUUGUGCCUUCAGUCAAUCUAUCAUGGCUAGACGUGACUACUAUACACUUAGGGGAGAGAUCACUGUGUUUAAGGCGUCGUCACUUGGAAAGACAUGAAUCGAGGGAAAUAAGCCAAUCCCAAAUAGAUAUUCACAACUUAACCUUUCAUAACAGGAAAUGACGUUCCCUGUUACAGAUAUUGACGUAAGAAGCAAAACUCUGCGUGUGCAAGUAUCCAAUAUAAAAAGAACUAAGUUUCUACGUAGCUUAGAAGACAACCAACAAUCAAGAACGUUGUUAUCAAGAAUCGAUUUGGGCGGUUACUGACGUGCUGUUUUUUACAAAUUCAAACAUGGGUUCAAGACUUUUUCACCGUCUUAGUUCUUCAGCAGCCCUGUUUAGUCGAAAAGAUUGUUUUUUCUGGACAAACAAACGUCUAAUUUCCUGUCUGCAAGAAGGGCAAGUGGUUGUGCGACUUGCAAAAGCAAGUGACUUUGACGAGGUACUUAAACUGUCUAAGAAACUUAAUGACACGUUUGACUAUGUCCCCUACAGAUUUCAUAAAUGGCUUCUGGAGUCCAACAGAAUCUCUUUGGUUGCCGAAAAAGGGACAGAGGUAGUUGGUUUCGAAGAAUGCUCCAUCGUCGAUGGGGAAAAAUCAGUGCUUGUGGAAGCUGGAAGAGUUGAUCCUAAUCACAGACGUCAUGGUAUACUCGGUUUACUAAGGGCUCUUACACCUGUGCUUAUCCGGGAAAAAUUCCCAAAAGUUGUGCGUACCAGGUACACGGUGUGGUCUGGGGCUUAUCAAGGAGUGAGAAAAACGAACCAAAAGCAUAACAUCUGCGAUAAAGAACUGUACCACUAUGAUUUUUUAACCUACAAAGUUGAGCCAGAACAUGUCAGUUUGAAAUACAAUUUAGAAAACCGUUCGAAACUUCAACCUUGCCCAAAGGAAGAGUUUAAAAAACGCAUUCUGGAAAACGCCAGUACCAGCUCUCUCUUUCCUAAUAACAUGCUCGUCAUUGAUUGGCAACCGUUUAAAGCUAUCCCAGCCAACUUCAAAUUCAUCGUACAAGACCAGGAUCGAUAUUUCGUCGAUUCGUCAAACGGUCUUGCGAGAACUUUGACAUCUUUUAGUUUGGGAAGAUUUGUACAGCUUGUUCGUGGCAUGAUGUGGACAUCGACUAUCUACGCUAGGGACUCAAAGCUAUGUCAGUCCCACGUGAUCCAUCAAUUGAUGAGUGCCUGUCAAACUGCAAAAGGAAGUUUUCUAUUCAGCACCUUUCAAGACCCAUCACUUACAAGGCAUUGUGAAGAAGCCCUAACGGACAUUCCGGGGGUUACAAAGAUGAAGGAAGAAGAGUCUACCCAAAAGAUGUUUAUCUUUGAGGGUGAAUAGCAAGAUUAAGAUAAUAUAAUCGAUGAAUCGAUUGUAGCAGCAGCUAGUUCCAUGCUAUUUUACGUAUGGAGGUUAGGAAAUACCUCUCAUGUAUAAAUACCCUUUCUCAAUCUCCAAGACCUCUGAUUUUCUGCUGGCGUAUCUCUAAUAUCCCUUUUACUGCUUUUUAUAUUGUUAUGUUUCCUUGAACAAGUUUGGUUAAAUGUUUUGUUUAUCACAAAUUUAUACACAGCUAGGUUUAGAUUAUCCUUAAUUUAUUUACCUACCUGUUUAUACUCCUGAUUUUACCAUGUUUCUACUAUCAUUUUUAUGUCCUUGAUGAUGUUAAUUAAUACCUCUCGCAUGCAGUUUUUAAAAGAGACUAUUCAACUAUUUCAAUGUUUAUGCCUUAAAAUACUCUCACACAGAUUUGUACAUAAUCGGAGUAAUCAUCGUUCCAUGUAAAUGACGUACACUUACAGACUUAUUAGCAUUUUUCACUUUAGGUAUUUGUUUUUCUAAAUCUAAUUUGGUAGAUUUCAGAUCUAUCAUUCACUAAAUGUAGCACAACAUCUUCCUUUUCUCAUUUUUCAAUCAGUUAUUGGUAUUUUUAUUCUCGGAUAUUGAUUUUAACGCUAGAGCCUGGAUGAAGAUCGCUCUGUAUAAUUCUGGUUUACUUGGUCCGAAUAAAGUGUUGUUGUUGU
Molecule: messenger RNA, 2480 nt
Organism: Pocillopora damicornis (cauliflower coral)
Lineage: Eukaryota; Metazoa; Cnidaria; Anthozoa; Scleractinia; Pocilloporidae
Product: histidine N-acetyltransferase-like
Molecular function (GO): acyltransferase activity, transferring groups other than amino-acyl groups
Source: RefSeq, a predicted model, not a curated record